AUGGGUGCUGGACAAGAAAAUGAGUGUCGGCGUUACAAAUUGUCGGCUGAAGUUCGCGAGAAGGCCCAAAAGGUCUUGGCACAUUUCCAGUCCAUUCAGGCGGCUGCUUCACCCGAGGAGUUGCAACAAGCUAUGGCGAUCGUUGCAGAGAGACAGAAACAGGCAAAGAUGUCAGCGGCUUCCACUGUCCCGGCAAACCAGGACGAAAGCAGUCAGGGCUCGCCGGCCGUGGCCACCGGUACCGUCUCACGACAAGCCCAUGCUGCUGACACGGAG
Molecule: messenger RNA, 276 nt
Organism: Dibothriocephalus latus
Lineage: Eukaryota; Metazoa; Platyhelminthes; Cestoda; Diphyllobothriidea; Diphyllobothriidae
Source: the annotation of a GenBank genome assembly